AUGGAGACCAUAUCAAGGAUUUCGUCCAUGCUGGAAACAGCUCGAGAGCUCACGCUCGAAGCUGCCCAAUCAGCCGGCGGCAGCAAGGGUUUGCGAAGCAAUUCCUCUUCGCGUGGGCUCACUUCGGCGCAAAUAAAGAAGCUUCUCGAAAGCCGCAAUGAGCGCGACGUCUUGGAGGGGAUGCGGAAGGUCAUCGCCUUGAUGUACCAAUCCGAAUCCUCUCUCCAGUACUUCUCCGCCGUCGUCAAAAAUGUCGCGAAUCCUAAUAUCGAAGUCAAGAAGCUCGUCUACAUCUACCUGCUCCACCAGGCCGAAGCAGAGCCAGACCUCGCGUUGCUGUCGAUAAAUGCCAUCCAGAAGUCCCUCACGGACCAGAAUCCACAAGUCCGGGUAAUGGCGCUGCGCACCAUGUCAGGGAUCAGGGUCCCCGUCAUCAGCCAGAUCGUGUCCCUCGCCAUCAAGCGUGGCUGCGGAGAUAUGAGUCCCCAUGUCCGCAAGGCCGCUGCAUUGGCUAUUCCGAAAUGUUACCGACUAAACCCGAAUACACUUCCGCAGUUGACGGAGUAUCUAUCGACGCUCCUGGGGGAUAGCCAAUAUUUCGUCGUUGGGCCAGCCGUAUCUGCGUUCCUUGACGUGUGCCCCGAUCGCCUUGAUCUCAUCCACAAGCACUACCGGAGUCUGGUGAAAAAGCUGGUGGAUAUGGACGAAUGGAGUCAGCUGGCUACUUUGCGGCUUCUGACCAUUUACGCAAGGAAGUGUUUUCCCCGGAGGACGCAGAAGGUCAAGAAGGCAGGACCCAAGGGGUUCUACGAUGAGGACGAUGCGCCUAGCCAUGAAGAGGCUGCGGGUGAAGACACAGGCGAAGAAGUGGUCGUACUGGACCCCGAUCUGGAAUUGUUCUUGCGAGCUUGCAAACCGCUCCUGCAGAGUCGUACCUCUGCUGUUAUCGUGAGCGUUGUCCGUUGCUACCUCUACCUGGGCACGCCGGAGUAUCUGGAGAGUGCCAUCGGCCCGCUUGUGGCCCUUGUCCGCUGUCCACAGGACAUUCAAUAUGUUGCGCUUUACAACAUCGUAGCCGUAGCCUUGAGGGCCCCGGCUCCGUUUGCGAAAUACGUCUCCCAUUUCCUAGUACACUCUACCGAUCCGCCGCAUAUCUGGCGGCUUAAGCUCGAGGUUCUGACGAUCAUAUUCCCUCAUCUCGGGAUGCAUUGGAAGGGUGUGAUCCUCAGCGAGCUGGAACAUUUCUCGCGAGGGAGCAAUCCGGAAUUGGUGCGAGAGAGCGUCCGUGCAAUCGGACGUUGCGCACAGAGCGACCCCCGGACCUCGAAACAUUGCCUUCGAGUGCUUUUGAGUCAGAUCUCGAGCGCCGAUGAGAAUUUAGUCUCUGAGUCUCUUACAGUGAUUCGCCAUCUGAUCCAGCAGGACCCAUUGUCUCAUAAGCAGACAGUGAUCCAGCUAGCGAAGUAUCUCGACACGACUACCAGCCCGGAGGCAAGAGCCUCGAUUAUUUGGCUCGUGGGCGAAUUUGCAUCCGUCGAUCCGGAAAACAACAUCGCACCGGAUGUGUUGCGCAUCCUGGCGAAGAGAUUCGCCGACGAAACCGAGGUGGUGAAGCAGCAGAUCGUCCUGCUGGGCGCGAAGGUAUAUCUGCAGCAUCUCCUGCAGACUCAUCCUCCGCAGCAGCCUCCGCCGAAGCCUGCUCAAACAGAGCAGGAAGACAGCAACGCCUGGGCUGAAACCCAGGAUAGUAGUGGCGCAGCAGAGCAACAGCAAUCACAAGAACAGCUGCCGGAAAAACCGCCAGAAGAGGACCGCAUAACUCUUCUCUGGCGAUACAUCCUCCUCCUGGCGCGGUACGACGUCUCAUACGACCUGCGCGACCGCGCACGACUCUACAAGGCACUACUCGCCAACCCCAACGCGACACAACUCGCUACCCUACUGCUCCAGGCGCCGAAGCCUGUUCCACACGCACCCAGCCCGUCGGACUCCCGGAAGGAUCUCCUGAUCGGCACUUCGACGCUUGUCGUGGGGCCUGACGCUGGAUACCACGGGUUAAGAGGCUAUGAGCCGCUUCCAGACUGGGUACCAGCUGGGCAGGAGCCCGACAGGAGCCUACGAGAUCAGGGGAUGAUGAUGGAAUCUACUACCAUAGAACGAGGCGCCGGCACCGGCACCGGCCUCACGGCCAGCGAGAGGCUGGACAGGGCGCUGCGAGAGCAUGAAAGAGAAAGCAGCGCAGCAGCAGCACGAGGCAAGAAAAUUGCUCCAACAGGAACUACUAAUAAUAAUCGCCCCAAGACGCUGGACGAGUGGCUCAACGACGAGGACGAAGAAUCCGAAGAGGAAGAAGAAGAGGAAGAAGAAACAGAAUCAGAGUAUGAUGAAGAGGAAGAGGAAGAGGAAGAGGAAACCGAAUCCGGCGAAGAAGAGACUGAUUCAGAAGAAGAAGACGAAGAAGAGGAGGAGGAGGAUGACGACGAGGAAGAAGAAGAGUCCGACGAAGGCGAGAGCCACGAGAGGAAAGGGCUGCUGAAAAAGGAAGAUGAAGAUGUAUUACUAGGUAGAGCAUAA
This is a messenger RNA of Rasamsonia emersonii CBS 393.64, 2574 nucleotides long. RefSeq names its product AP-3 adaptor complex subunit beta. The coding region runs from base 1 to 2574 and encodes 857 amino acids. The record is from RefSeq and is a predicted model, not a curated record. NCBI's taxonomy places the organism in Eukaryota, Fungi, Ascomycota, Eurotiomycetes, Eurotiales, Trichocomaceae. The transcript is spliced from 3 exons. Gene Ontology annotation, cellular component: membrane coat; AP-3 adaptor complex. Gene Ontology annotation, biological process: vesicle-mediated transport; intracellular protein transport.